CCGUCAUAACUCUGUAGUUCCAUCUAGUGCAUCUUUGUCAGCGAGACAUGGGCUGUCUUCUACAAAUGCCGCAUUGCUCCAUUCGCUAAGGUCUUCCAAUAAUGAUUUAUCAAAAAGAGACAUAGGUAUGUCAUCAGCACAUUGUGCUGAGGAAUCCAGUUCAAGAUGCGAACUUGCGAAAAACUGUGCUCAGCCUUCUGACCAAAAAACACUGAAGGUUCAAAUCAAAGUGGGUUCUGAUAAUUUGUCGACGCAAAAAAAUGCUGAAAUCUACACUGAUCUUGGCCUUGAUAUCUUGCCCUCUUCCUCAUUGAAUGAAAGCCCCACCGACAGUGAAGGGUUUUCACACGAACGUUUGGAUGCCCCAGAAGAAUCCCCAACUAGUAUUCUUCAGAUUAUGAAAUCAUUUCCAGUGCAUGGCAAUCUAUUGUUAUACCCUCAUCCGGAUGAUCUGAUUUACAUGAUUGAAAAGGAAAAGCUUAAAGGAGACAUUAAACCUAGACGUGUGAUCAAGAGUAGCCAAGAAAGUUCAAAUGGAUCUGAUUUUGCUAGGGGGCAAUGACAAAGUUUUAGGAGGCAAGAAACUUAAGUCAUUUGAGAGAAAUGCCUUUUUAGUGGAAUUGAAGAAUCACAUUGAUAAGGGCACUCAAAACGGCAUUGGUGUUCCGUUGAAGAAAUAAACAGACAUUGACACUUUGGCUUGUGAAGAACUUGUUGCUAAUACUCUGAAGCUUCCACUUCUAUCUAAUUCAUAUUCUGAUGUUGCCAACCGUGACAAGGGUACUACAAGAGCAGCUAAUAACUCUAUGGUAGCUAAUAAGGUGAAGGAAUAAUCUUUCUUUGAUCUAGCUAAAGUGGAAACCUUGAAGAGAUUACCGAACCAAGAGAUUGGCUUGGUUGAGAAGCCUAAUGGAAAGGCGGUGUCCAAUGUUAAGGUUUGGGAAGAGAAGAGCACAUAUGCCAAUAAUUAUCUGUCUAAAGGUGAAGUGGAGGAUUCCAAAUUGCAGAAGUAUCUAUUCAUCUUUCUGGACAAAAUCUGUGUGAAAUCUUAUCCCACAACAUUGUUGGUUAUACCAUAUAUCAGCAAAAAUAAAGGAUAUUCUGAUAUUAUUUUUUACAUCUUAUGUGAACUGUAUAUUUUC
Camellia sinensis is the source of this 1142-nucleotide messenger RNA. Lineage: Eukaryota; Viridiplantae; Streptophyta; Magnoliopsida; Ericales; Theaceae. The record is from RefSeq and is a predicted model, not a curated record.